AUGAAAACUAAAAAGUCGGCUCGCAAGUUUGCGGCUUCUGGAAAACUUAAAAAAGCCAUUGAAGCGCGACACAAGCACCAGCAGAUCAAGAAAAAGAUUGAGAGCCGGCGCGGUCGAAAGGGCAAAGCCACCGCCAGAGGAAACGAAAACUCGAAACGAACAGGAAAGGCGCCGCUACAUCCAUCAAAUGCCAAGUCGGAUGAAGAAGAUGAGGAAGAUUUGGAUGAAGACGUUGAUAUGCAAGAAGGCAAAGCUGGAGGUCACGACUUGAGUGAAAGUGAGGACGAAGUAGACGGGGGAGCCAGUCAGGAUGAGAACGAGGAUAGUGAUGAUUCCGCGGGGGAAGAGGACGACGCAUCUUUUGCGUCUCUCGAUGAACUCGAAGACGACGGUGAGGCUCACCUGAUGGAGCUCUCCAAACUUGCGGAAAAAGAUCCCGAGUUCUACAAAUACCUGCAAGAAAACGACCAAGAACUUUUAGACUUCAAACCAGACGCCGUGGAUGCCAUCUCCGAUGAGGAAAUGGAAGAAGGGAUUCCUGAAGACGACGAGGAUGAGGAGACUCCAAUCCUCACCCAGGAUAUUCUGCGCGGAUGGCAAAAAGCUCUGCUCGAGCAUAGGUCCCUCAGGGCAUUUAGGAAGCUCUUGAUAGCCUUCCGAGCGGCCGCAUAUGCCAACGACGAAAACGCCAACUUGGCAUGGACUAUCAACAAUUCUACAGUAUUUGACAAGGUGGUUACGACCGCUCUUAAAUACGCACCUGUCGUCUUGGAUCACCAUAUCCCAUAUCGAACCCUCCCUGAUGGCAAAUACAAACCGCCGAUUCAAUCCACCAAGCAACAAUCCCUGACUCGACUGACCUGUAGCUUUUUCAACUCCAUCCUUCAUCUCUUGUCUCAGAUUACCGACGCCCAGAUGCUCGUUCUGUGCAUCACCGAGAGUACCAAACUCGUACCGUACGUCGUCGGAAACCGAAAAGUUAUCAAAGCGUAUCUCAAGGCUUGCUUGGGAUUAUGGUCGUCGCCAAACGUGGAUGGUGAACGAGAUGGGGAUGAAGAGGCGGGAGAUGGUGCAGACAAAGUUCGCAUUGCGGCGUACCUUGGUAUGCGACGCAUCGCAAUGGCCCACGACGAAUCUUUAUUGGAUGCCGUUCUCAAGGGAACAUACCUGACGCUCGUGCGCAACUGCAAGUCUACCAGCGUGCACUCGUUGCCCGCUAUCAACCUCAUGAAGAAUACUGCUGUCGACCUGUAUAGUAUUGACCCAGCUGCGUCCUACCAGCAUGGAUUUGGUUACAUUCGCCAAUUAGCCGUGAACCUACGGAAUACGCUCAAAGCCAAGCCGAAUACAAAGGAGAAUGCAAAGGAGGGUAAAGAAAAGAGCAAAUCAACCCAAGAGCCGUACAAACAGGUCUACAACUGGCAGUUUGUCCACUGCAUCGACUUCUGGAGUAUGCUCCUCAGUCGAAAUUGUGCGCCAACCGAUGGUGGAGAGGAAAGUGAGCUGCAACCGCUCAUCUAUCCCCUCGUCCAAGUCACCCUUGGUGGUGUCAAAUUAGUCCAAACAGCACGAUACUACCCUCUGCACCUACACCUCCUCCGCGCUUUACAAACGCUCUCGCACAGCACACGAGUCUACAUCCCGCUGGCACCAUACCUCGUACCAAUCAUCACCACCGUCAGCACGAUCCAAAAACCCAAAUCAAGCACACUCAAACCACUCGACUUUGACGUCUUGAUCCGCGUACCGAGCGCGUACCUCAAAACCAAGAUUCUUGUCGAGGGAAUCUGCGACGAAGCGCUGUACCUCUUGGCAGAAUGGGCUGCAGACGUCCAAAUGAGCGUCGCGUUCCCCGAGACGAUGGUCCCCGUCGUCGUAGGACUAAAGAGGUGUUUGAAGAUUGUCAAAGAGGGUGGAAAAGGUGACGGGAAAGUGACAAAGGGUAUCAAGACGCUCGUGGAGCGCAUCGAAGAAGGCCGCGAGUGGAGCAUUGCACGAAGGCGGACGAUCAAUUUUGGCCCAGCAGAUCGAAGCCAAGUGGACAAGUGGGAGCGCCAGAUAAAAGUUCACGAGACGCCCCUCGGCAAGUACACAACAGUACUCAACAAGGCAAGGGAACGAAAUCGUCGAUUGCUCGAAAAGGCGCGACAAGGAAAAGGCGAAUACUUGGAUCAGUAG
Serendipita indica DSM 11827 is the source of this 2178-nucleotide messenger RNA. NCBI's taxonomy places the organism in Eukaryota, Fungi, Basidiomycota, Agaricomycetes, Sebacinales, Serendipitaceae. The record is from the annotation of a GenBank genome assembly.